Molecule: messenger RNA, 1921 nt
Organism: Owenia fusiformis
Lineage: Eukaryota; Metazoa; Annelida; Polychaeta; Sabellida; Oweniidae
Source: the annotation of a GenBank genome assembly
AACAGAUGGACACAGAUAUUUCUACCUGUUUGUUUAGUAGUGGAGCGGAGGCUGAUGACAAUGGACGUGUCUGUGCAUCCGGGAGCUCACUCUUGUACAGUGAUAGUGAUGGGGAGACUGAUAACAACAGAAGUCUGAUUGAUUGCACACUAAAUCAACUUGAAGAGUUAAGGCCAAGUUUGAGAACUAAACAAAUCAGUCCAAAAACAAGGCUUUCAAGUUUACAAGCUCUUCAAGACUUAAGACCAAGCAAGAGGAAUGAAGGUGUGAAAAGACAACGCCAAUAUCCUGGAUGGACACUAAUUAAAUGUGGGGGAUAUUACAAGUUAAGCCUUGGGCUAAGUGGUCAUCCUGCAGUAGAUGCCAGUGGGACAGAGUAUCCACAUAUAUCAGGAGCCCAGUUUUCCUCAGGUGGAAACCUUUUAACAAUCAUAAAAGAAGAAACCAUUGGAACAGUAGUAGCUGUAGCAACAAUGGAAGACAGACACUGGGAGGGGGUGAAAAGAAUUUUCAAUAAAUAUGAAGAAAGGUCACCCAACAAUAGCAUACCACAGAAGGCAAUCAGCAAAGCUGAAUCUGGAUCACUGGCUUCGGCCAUCCAAUGGAUGAGCACCAAAACAAAACAAACAAAAUGGAUUGAACAGUGGGAUAAGUGCCCAGAUGUUCUUAAGUGGGAAGAGGCAGUUGCUGCAAGUUUGGUACAACUGUCCGAUUUGGAUGAUUUCUUGGAACUAAAGCUGAAUCCUACAAAUCUUGAGAGAUUCAAAAUCUGGGCGAUUGGACUUUGCCAAGGCACUCAAGUGGAUGAAUUAAAAAUAUCAAUUGAAAUUACAAAGCACGGAGAAUUAGUGAACUGUGAUAGUACAAGAUUACAAGCAUUUCUUGCACAGGAGAAGCACAGAAUUAAAAAAGAAUAUCUGCUAAAAUACAAUUCUGAUGAAUGAACUAAGAUAUUUCACCAUGUCAACCAAAAAUUGUCAUACACAUGACACUUGAUUCAAGAGUUAUAAUGUAGUACUAGUGCACCUGUUGUAUUCUCCCAAUCAUUUUCAGGUUGAAAUUAUUAUUAUAUGGUUUGAUCAUCAGAUGAUAUUCACUUUGAAUAAUUUAGCUCGUGUGUAAGUUCUUCAAUCACUUGAGUAAGCACUAUAAAGUAUAAUAGCUGAAUACUGCAUCAUCCAAUGCUGAGUCAGGCUUAUCAAUUCCAUGUAUCUGUGUAUAUCCGUUAUGAAUGAACCAUUCACAUAUUAAUCUCACUUUAAAUUUUGAUACUCUAGUAUUCAAUCUAGGCUGUAAUUUCCAUAUUGCUCCUCAAAUAGUUCCAUUUGGUGUUUCUAACCUCGGGUAGAAUAUAAGUGGCACAGCAAAGAUGGUGGUGGUUGAAGAAUGAGUUUCUGAAAAAAUUUCAGAGAAUAAGCAUUUACAAUCUAAUCACUUGAUGGAAAUUUAAACAUAAUAUAUGUCCUCAUAGACUAUUGCAUUUUAUAUGCAAGUCAAGUAAAGGCUUUAAAGGUCCAGAUCUUUUAAGGUCUAGGCAAUGUUUGGGAGUAAUUGUACAUUACUACAAAAUUGUAUUGUUAUUGUUCUACAGUAUUCUACUAUAACAAUACAAUUUUGUAGUAAUGUACAAUAACAGACAUUUAAUAAUGUACAUAGUUUCACUGCAAUUACUGCAUGACAGAGCAUAAGGUGGGGUAAAUCUACAUGUUACAUUUUUAUGCAGUCCUCUUUGGAGUAGCAUAUUAUUUUUAGUAAUUUACAUAUCAGGGUUUUCACUAGAAUUUUCAAAAACAAGGAACAUAACUGUCAAAUUUAAUGGAAAUCAUGAAUUUAGAAUAAAAACAGGCGUUUUUUGAAAACAACCAGUGAAAAUAGUCAGUUGCCUGCAUAUCAUUUCAUUGUGUUGAGAAUAUAAUCAGUC